CAACCACCUGGGAAGUUGAAGACUCUUCUUGUCUAAUGCGUGCCACCCGUGGGUAGCAUCCCUGCAAGAGACCCACAGCAAAGCGAGGGUCAUCAAUACGUUCACCCCCUCCCUUCUUAUUCACUCAUAAUCUUCGCCGUUCAAACACAGGUAGUAAGAAGUGAUCAGAUUCGAGAAGUUACUGAUUGGUGGCUUUGUACGGGGCUAGUUAUCAUACGACCGGGGGGAACCCAGAAACCUGCUGUGUUAGCCUGUCGGAUUUCGUAACUCCCUCAGCUGCAGAACGAAAAUCGAGACGAGAUGCUUGUGUCAUUACAUAAAUGUCUUAAGACCUACAGAAAGUAACCCACAGUCGUCAUGUUCAUCUUGAAGUAAUCCUGUUUCUUUCGUUGGCGACAAUCCCAACUUUCAACGUUCCUACCACCGUAUCUACGGCAUACGACAGACAAGAUGAACGGAGACAUGAUGAUGAUGAUGGGGACUCCCUGGCUGGACCAGCCGGUGAUGCUCCAUUCGUCCCGGGAGGAUACAUGCAAGUUGACUCCGGCGCAGUGUGCUUAUCGUAACAGCCACUGGAGGUACUGGUACCAGUCGGAUCAUGUCUAUGCUCUAGGGACAGUUUACUUCUUCGUCGCAGUUAUUGGCGUAUGUCUCAUCGGAUUCUACAGUCAGCGGCUUGCACCGAAAUCUCUCAGAGAAAAGAGUCUUUGGCAAAAGCUAGUAGCAAGCAUUCGUUACUUAGCCUAUCGCCGUCACAAUGGGAUUGCAAGCUGGUGGAAUGCACCGUCUUUUGGAGUCGUUCUCUUGUUAGUCAUUGGCGCUGUAUUUUUCUUGGCAAUGACAUUAGGUCCGCAACCUUAUUAUUGGCCGAACACACGAACGCUCAGUUAUGGUAGCUCGCCCCCUAUUGCGACAAGAACCGGGUUUAUGGCCUUGGCGUGUCUACCCUUUAUGAUCAUAUUAUCAACGAAAGCCAACAUGAUCGCUUCCUUGACGGGUGUCUCCCAUGAACGGUUAAUCGUAUUCCAUAAUUGGGUCGGAUGGGCGAUGUUUGCGCUGGCUCUUGUCCAUACAUUUCCGUUCAUCGUUUUCCACAUCUGGAAAGGCGAUAUGGUUUACCAAUGGAAUACCAGCGUCGUGUAUUGGACAGGCGUCGUUGCCAUAAUCGCACAGGCGUAUCUCCAAAUCUUUUCUCUUCGAUUCAUCAGGGACCGAUUCUACGAAUUUUUCCGAUUGACUCAUUACGUGGCGGCGAUCGUGUUUGUCGUAUUCUUUUUCAUUCAUUGCGAUUUUCGACUCAGUUCUUGGGAUUAUUUCAUCGCUACCGGGGUCCUCUACACGCUAUCCUUCCUCUAUUCCCAAAUCCGAACAUACUUCGAAUUCGGAUUGUCGCGCCGCGCUAGCUUUACGAUGAUUUCGGAGCACACUUUAAAAGUGACGAUCCCCGUCGACACCACAUGGCGUCCCGGUCAGCAUAUGUUUCUUCGUUUCGUUCACUUAGGAGUGCAUGCAUUUACGGCUCAUCCUUUCACAAUAUGUAGCUUGCCCGCCACAAAAGGCAGCACUGGAAACUCGAAACUUACGUUCUACAUCCACCCAAGAGGUGGCUUAACAGCCCGUCUCGCUAAUGCCGCCAACCAACGUCCGGGCUUUAGCGUACCAGUUUUAUUGGAUGGACCAUACGGAGGAGUUCGGGGGAGACCUCUACAUACCUACGACCACAACCUUAUCGUGGCCUGUGGCGCUGGUGCGGGUCUUUCGUUACCGUUCGUUAUGGAGAGCCUACUGCAAUCAGCAUGGCAAGCAAGAACCGGAAACAAAAAAUACAUCAACAGGAUACAAGUUGUGAUUGCGACAAGGGAUAACCAAUUGGUUCAAUGGUACGAGGAAGCGCUGUUGGAGUACUUGGAAGAAAACGGGAUCGAGAUGGUACCUGAUAAUCUCAGCAUCUCUGUAUAUCAGACUGGCAGGCCCGAGUCUGAAAGUAACAGUACAGCUAAAGACCCCGAGCGAUCUGAUGAGAAGCUUAACGGAAGCUAUAAAGUUACGAGCAGUCUACCGAUAAACGUAUUUUCUGGUCGUCCAGAUAUCACAACGAUUGUGAGGGAUGCGACGCUUCAACCUGGACUUUCCGUUGGUAUCGUCGCUUGUGGACCAGGGGAUAUUUUGAAGACGGUUCAGGAAGAAGCAGCAGCGGCGCAAUUACGAGUUGUGGGGUCGAAGUCUGGUGCGCGGGAGGUGUAUUUGCACUCGGAAGUCUUUUCGUGGUAAUUGAGAUGUGCAGGAAAAAACAAAAUCGAAUUAAAUAAAAAGUGUAUAUUGAUAUUCAUCAUAAGUGGCCCUUACAUAAUAUGAUACCCGUAUGUUAGCAGAUUAAUUAAUUUAUGUUAAUUAAUUUAUGAAUUGUUGGAUGUCGAAGCGCGAAGUAUUAUCGUCAACAAUUUACCUAAGACUGUUUAGGUGAAGGAAAGGAGGAGGGGCAUUCCGAUCCCUCUCUAAUUAUGUCUCUCAAUAAUAAGCAAGUUGCCCACAAAAGAAACUUAAAAUACUUAGACGUCAUUGGUGGCGUUUACAUACAUUAAGUUUACAAACAUCCAGGAAUGCACUUAUUAACCUACGAAGUUUCUUUAGAUUUAGAUAGAUUGCUAAGUUGAGUACCUUCCAAUCUACCAAUUCUAAAAAAUAGAUAUUAUAAUUAAUUAAACAAG
This is a messenger RNA of Hypoxylon trugodes, 2708 nucleotides long. Its product is annotated as putative FRE ferric reductase-like transmembrane component. The coding region runs from base 451 to 2271 and encodes 606 amino acids. The transcript has 7 exons. Gene Ontology annotation, cellular component: plasma membrane. Gene Ontology annotation, biological process: copper ion import; intracellular iron ion homeostasis; iron ion transport. The record is from RefSeq and is a predicted model, not a curated record. Lineage: Eukaryota; Fungi; Ascomycota; Sordariomycetes; Xylariales; Hypoxylaceae. Gene Ontology annotation, molecular function: ferric-chelate reductase activity.